Equus caballus (horse) is the source of this 3330-nucleotide messenger RNA. It is a transcript of the gene CYTH4, whose product is annotated as cytohesin 4. NCBI's taxonomy places the organism in Eukaryota, Metazoa, Chordata, Mammalia, Perissodactyla, Equidae. Gene Ontology annotation, molecular function: guanyl-nucleotide exchange factor activity. The record is from RefSeq and is a predicted model, not a curated record. Gene Ontology annotation, biological process: regulation of ARF protein signal transduction.
AGCCCCAGGCGACAGACAGGACUUCCUCCCCACAAGGGCUGGGCGGGGUGAGCGGGAAGGGGCCUGUCGUAGCCGAGGUGACACAUCCCUGCCUGGCCAGCCGAGCAGCCGCUGGGUCAACGGGCAACAGGAGCACGGGCUACCCUUCCCCGGGGCUUCAGGAUGGACUUGUGCCACCCAGACCCCACGGAGCUGAGCAGCGGGGAGGCCGAGGAGCUGCAGCGGAUCAAGUGGCACCGGAAGCAGCUUCUGGAGGACAUCCAGAAACUGAAAGACGAGAUUGCAGAUGUGUUCGCCCAAAUUGACUGCUUCGAGACAGCAGAGGAGAGCCGGAUGGCCCAGAAGGAGAAGGAGCUGUGUAUCGGGCGCAAGAAGUUCAACAUGGACCCUGUGAAGGGCAUCCAGUACCUCACUGAGCACAAGCUGCUGAGCCCCGACGUCCAGGACAUCGCCCAGUUCCUGUACAAGGGCGAGGGCCUCAACAAGACGGCCAUCGGCACCUACCUGGGGGAGAGGAGGUGGGGCAGCGAGCUCAAGUGCACCCCGCCCUCCCUCCGCCCCCUCCCCAGGGACCCCGUCAACCUGCAGGUGCUCCAGGCCUUUGUGGACUGCCACGAGUUCGCCAACCUCAACCUCGUCCAGGCCCUCAGGCAGUUCCUGUGGAGCUUCCGGCUGCCGGGUGAGGCCCAGAAGAUCGACCGGAUGAUGGAGACGUUUGCCACCCGAUAUUGCCUCUGCAACCCGGGAGUCUUCCAGUCCACAGACACCUGCUACGUCCUUUCCUUCUCCAUCAUCAUGCUCAACACCAGCCUGCACAACCCCAACGUGCGGGACAGGCCGCCCUUCGAGCGCUUCGUGUCCAUGAACCGCGGCAUCAACGGCGGCAGCGACCUCCCGGAGGAGCAGCUGCGGAACCUCUUUGACAGCAUCAAGAGCGAGCCCUUCUCCAUCCCUGAGGACGACGGCAACGACCUCACUCACACCUUCUUCAAGCCGGACCGCGAGGGCUGGCUGCUCAAGCUGGGGGGCCGCGUGAAGACGUGGAAACGGCGCUGGUUCAUCCUGACCGACAACUGCCUCUACUACUUCGAGUUCACCACUGACAAGGAGCCACGGGGAAUCAUCCCCCUCGAGAACCUCUCCGUGCAGAAGGUGGAGGACCCCAAGAAGCCAGUAGUUCUGUCUGGAGCUCUACAACCCCAGCUGCCGGGGCCAGAAGAUCAAGGCCUGCAAGACGGACGGCGACGGCAAGGUGGUGGAGGGCAAGCACGAGUCUUACCGGAUCUCGGCCUCCAGCGCUGAGGAGCGCGACCAGUGGAUCGAGGCCAUACAAGCCAGCAUCACCCGGGACCCCUUCUACGACCUGGUCUCUGCUCGGAAGAAGAAGAUAGCCAGCAAGCACUGAGCUGCCUGGAGGGGGUGCCGGGGGCCAGCGUCCUGGGAACGCCAUGGCCUGUGGUACCUGGACACCCACCUCCCACCCAGGGCGCCUUUUCCUGGCCCGCACGCAUCCUCCCCCUCCCACAUUUCGGGCUGACAGGAGGGGGAGGCAGGGCCCAGAAGGGUAGGCGGACCCCCCGAGGCCUCAGAACCGGCAGUGAGCCCCUGGCCCUCGGCACCCAGCUGCCGCCAGGAGAGGCCCCGGGUCCCCCACAGCUAGGGAUGAGGCAAGCGGCCGGAGGGAAGCCAGCCCUGAACCGGCACCCUGUCCUCUGGGCCUCGGUUUCCUGUUCUGUUAAAUGUCUCCUUGCACUCUGAAGUGCUGGCGGCCCUCAAAGCAGGGGGACGGCCAGGUCCCCGAGUGCUUCCUGCCCCAGCAAUGGCCACGCUCCUCCUUCUGCUCAGGGCCUUUCUCGGCCAGCCCCUCCCUGUCUUCAGCUGGGGCCUGGCCCUCCCUGCCCGAGGGACACACACACAGAGCUCAGGCCCGUGGACAGAACCGCUCGGAGGCGCCAGGAGCACCGGACUCGGAGUCCACACCCCGCAGUCUCCGACCCAGCUCCAUCUCCAACUUGCUGUGUGCCUUCUGCCGAGUCACACUCCUCUCUGGUGCUUAGAAAACUGCAGUGUUUGGAUAGAAAUGUCUGGGCCCCUUCUGGCUCUGCGGCCACUCGCCCCCCACCGGCAAAGGCAGGCACAGGCCCCCUGCAGUCCCAGCAGUGCGCGAGCUGGCCGCCUCCCUCCUCUCAGUAGAAGGACAGGAUCGUACGGGGUCUCCCUAAGGAGCUUCUGGCUGGAGAUGCACUUACUGAGCUGGAGGGGGCUCUGGACUGAAGGCGGCUGGGGAGCCGAGAGCAGAGUGGGCUCCACCCUCAAGGGUGUCCCUUUGGGAGGAGCAGCAGGUGGGACUCCUCAAGAAAAUGGCAGAGAGCAUCCUAGAUGGACGUACUCAAGCAGGACUAGUGGUACAACCAAAAAGCCAAGAAGAGAGCUUUAUGAGCUCUGGUUACCAGGAGGGCUGCCUGGAGGCAGGGGCCACACCAAUAAGUGACACACAAGCUUGUGGCAGAGUCUCAGCCCCAGGUUCCCUGCUAGGCCACUGGCCAGGGGUCCCGUGGAGGUGAGGGCUGCCCCAUCUGGGUCGCAGCAUCCUGAGACCCCCACAGCAGCACCGUCAAGAGCUGAGCCGACUUGUCAGCACACAGGCAGGCAGCUCGGUCCCCACAGAGGCCCCAGCCCGGAGAAGCAUUCCACCACCAGGCUUCUCAGAAGCGUCUCACCCCACACACAGGCCCUGGGGAGCCCCUGGAGGAAGUUCCCUGGCAGGAAAGCAAGAUGUGAGCUUGCCUUUGCCCCACUGCCAGCCUGAGGGGGCGGGCUGGAGCAGGGCGUGUUCCCCAGGGGAGGAGAGGUUGCCCCUCAUCCCCAGACACAUGUGCAUGCCUUCCACGGAGUCAGGAUAGAGCAGCCGCCUUGUGUGUGAGGGGUGAGAUCCCCAUCUCUGGAGGUGUGCAAGCGCCUGGUAAUGAUAUGGCGCAGAAGAGGGUCUGAGUGGGGCGCCUGCAGGAGGAGACAUUGCAGGACAUAUGAAGAUUUCUACAGACCGCAUGUCAGCCAGGGAGCUGAAUGCCACCUCUGCCGCCUCAUGUGGCCCCUGAAGGGGCAGCCAGGGGUCACGGAAGGAGCACUGGGCUGAGGGUCAUGAGGUCUGAGGUCCUCUCCUGCCGUUGGCAUAUGCUGGCUGUGUGAUCUUAGUCCACUCCCUUCCCCUCUCUGGUCCUCAGCUUCCUCCCCCAUCGUGGAGGGGGUGCAAUCAGUGACUCUCUGGGCAUGAGUGGCUCUUCUGGGAUCCUUUGGAAGAGAGAAUAAAGCUCAUAAUUCACCUCGUGA